CCCGGCUUGCAUUACUGCCUCCGCGAGGUGCUCGGCGUUCAGUUCACAGCUUUCCUAUCAACUCAGCUUUACAUUUCUCUCAGGCUGCGCUCAGACACUUUGUCGAGGAGAGAAAAAGAGCCAAAGACGGCAAAGGAAUAGGGAGAGAGGUAGAUCAGAAGAAGGAAAAAAAGCUGGACUUGUCCAUCUUCUCCUAAAACUGUGUUAGUGUUUGGAGCAGACGGACUCAGGCACAGGAGAGUGGCAGCCCUGCAGAGAGAGUGCAGUUUGUGUUAUUGCUCUACGGGGAGUGUGGUUUAUCAGAGAGGAAGGGAGAGAGCUGCCUGUUGUCGUAGUCUCUCCCCUGAGUGGCUGAGGGUGGCUCUUGGUGACAGGAAACGCUAGGCUUGCAAUGAGACCUGAGCGCUGAGUGGAGUAUGCUGCAGACGAUUUACGAGGGCGAGUCAAGUUUCUCCACAACAGAAAGGCGCGUUGGACACCAGCAGUUACCCAACCAGAGCAAGAUGCACAACGUGAACAACUCAGUGGACAUUAAGCCAGACGUGCCUUUGGCUGUAGAGUCCUUAUCUCCGUUGGACCUGCGUACAGAUCUGAGGAUGCUAGGGUCAGGCUCUGACCCGGGACUGUGGGAGAGGCAGCUGCAGCAGGAGCUGCUCCUCAUUCAGAAGCAGCAGCAGAUCCAGAAGCAGCUACUAAUCAGCGAGUUCCAGAAGCAGCAUGAGAAGUUGACCCGUCAGCACCAGGCUCAGCUCCAAGAGCACCUCAAGCUCCAGCACAAUCUCCAGGCCAUGAAACAGCAGCAGGAGUUUGCAGAGAAGGAACGUCGUCUGGAGAAGCAGCAGAGCCAGCAGGAGAAGGAGCAGGAGAGGAAUCGGCGAGAGCAGCAUGUUUCCAGCCUGAACCUCAGGGGCAAGGAGCGCUCCCGAGAGGGAGCUGUGGCAAGUACCGAGGUGAAGCAGAAACUCCAAGAGUUUCUGUUAAGCAAAUCAGCAAAGGACCCUGCAGGCAAUGGAGUCAAUCAUUCUUUCAUCCACCAACCGAAGCUCUGGUACAUGUCCUCUCACCACACAUCACUGGACCAAAGCUCUCCACCUCUGGGCGGCACAUCCCCCACCUGCCGGUACACUCUGCAAUCACCCUUCGAGAGCAAGGACAACUUCCCCUUGAGAAAGACAGCCUCUGAGCCCAACCUGAAAAUACGAUCCAGACUGAAGCAGAAGGUAGCAGAGCGGAGGAGCAGCCCGAUGCUCAAGAGAAGAGAUGGAAACAUCAUGACUCCAUCCAAGAAGAGGGCUCUGGAACUAAUGGACUCUACGCCCACUAACAGUGCCCCUGGCUCCGGCCCCAGCUCUCCCAUUGGGGCCUCCAGUGCCUUGGGGGCAGAAAAUGGACCCUCCUCUCUGCCGACUACCACAAAAACUGAGAGAUGGCCUUCACAGCCGAGGUUAUUCCGACCUGAGGGCUCUGUGUCGAUGCUGAGCUUAUACACUUCUCCCUCUUUACCCAACAUCUCCUUGGGGCUUUCAACGGCAUCCUCACCCAUUAGUGCCGCCAUCGGGUUGGCGGACAGAUCGACAGAAAUUAAACACGGGCUGCCCCUGCUGGGCCCCGUGCCUCUUCAGACGGGCCUCGAGUCCAAAGUGAACCCCAGCCACCAGGCGCUCCUCCAGCACCUCCUGCAGAAGGAGCAGAUGAGGCAGCAGAAGUUGCUCUCCUCUGGCCAGGGCACCAUGUCAUCCCACCCUCAGUCCCCUCUGGCCAUGAAGGAUCGCCCCUCCAGCAGUCGGCCGAAACUACCAAAACACCGACCCUUGAACAGGACUCAGUCAGCGCCGCUGCCUCAGAACACACUGGCCCAACUUGUCAUCCAGCAGCAACACCAGCACUUCCUGGAGAAACAGAAACUGUACCAGCAGCAGAUCCAUAUAAAUAAGCUGCUGUCGAAGUCCAUUGAGCAGUUACGUCAGCCCAGCGCACACCUGCAGGAAUCCGAAGAAGAGCAGGAGGAGCAGCACAGAGAGCUGACAGCGAGCAUGCAGGAGGACAGGCUGCCCCCUGGAGGAGUCAUCCGGAAGCACACGCUGAGCAGUAGCAGCAGCAAUGGCUCGAGCGGUGAGCUUCCCGACGCUCACUACGGGGUCAUCAGGGUCAAGGAGGAGCCGGCUGAUAGUGAAGAUGAGGUCCUGACCAAUCCGGGCUUAGAGCCGGAGCAGAGCAACUAUCUCCACCAGGUCAAAGGCCGACUGGUGAUAAGAGCCAUGAUCUGAGAAGGGGAGAGGAUGAGAUCACACACUUGCAACAUUCGCAGAUAAACAAAGAUGUGCAUCUACAUCCCUUCAGUUUACACACACACACGUACACACACACACAUACAGUAUACACACACAGUACACACACACACACUGCAGCCAUUGCACAGUAGGCCAGCUCUCCCUGUUACGACAUACGACCCCUUCUCACUCAGCUGCAGCCCACUCUAAGACUCUCUGUUUGUGAUCUUUGUGUUGUGAUCUCUGCAAAAUAUGUACGUUUCACUUUUGUGUAUAUAAUAUGAAGACAAUUUAGACCGUUCUUUUUAAGAGCUGCUUUGAUCUUAGAGUCCGCUCAACUGACAAAAAGCUGUAUGUACAAAUACUGUGGAUUCAGCAUCAGAGAUGAUUUCUAGAGGGAAUGUUAAACAGCUGUUCAGCUUUGAAGAGCCAAUUUAUGUUCCCGUUGUGUACAUUUUUGCCAUGAAACAUUUGAAUGCUCUUCUAUCCACUUUGAGAGUUAUCAUAGAGUUUAAGGAAUUGGACACACGACUCACUCGCUCUUCUCCAAUAUCUGUUAGGAUCUUCCACGUUAAGUGGUCUCAGAACUGAAACCGUAACGAACAUCUUCUCAGAGAGAAUGGAUGCUGAAAUCCUUACUGAGGUCUCUUCCUUGGGGCGGACUUUUACGCUAAGAGCGACGUUGCCAUUGGAAUAUGGUCCACUGCUCAUAUUGAAAUCUGAAGGAUAAAGCACUAAAUCUCCGCUUGGCUGUGCAGGCAUCUCCAAACACACCCGUGUCUCCAUGGCGCUCUCUCUCUCGGAGCGGUCCCAGAGCCAGGGCUCUGUGUUAAGCCGAGCUCUCCUCCCUCUGGGUCCAAAUCAAAGCUUGGCGGGUUCCUGCCCAGCUUUCAGCAGAGGAGUCAGACAGAGAGAAAGAGAGAGAGAGGGCCGGGCAGGAAAUGCCUUCUAGAAGCCAGGAGUUGGAGUGAUUCAUGUGUGCAGGAAUGUUGAGAGAGGAGGACCUCGGGUUUGAGGAGUCCAAGGGGCCAGGCUUGAGAAUUGAUUUACUGUCAAGGCGAAUUACAAAGUGAGUGGGGAGAUGGUUAAGGGAGUCCUUUUUUAAAGGGAAUCGCUUCCUACAUAUUCCCUCGUGGCAUGCUUACCUCGACAUGCAGGUUUGAUGUUACCUCAAUAAAAAUAAAAAACGACAGGACGUUG
Molecule: messenger RNA, 3470 nt
Organism: Pseudoliparis swirei
Lineage: Eukaryota; Metazoa; Chordata; Actinopteri; Perciformes; Liparidae
Gene: hdac9b
Product: histone deacetylase 9b
Exons: 11
Coding region: 417-2267 (616 amino acids)
Biological process (GO): chromatin organization
Cellular component (GO): histone deacetylase complex
Molecular function (GO): histone deacetylase activity
Source: RefSeq, a predicted model, not a curated record